AUGCCUGUCCAAGGGAUCCGGACGGUGACGACCGCCAGAAACGGUGUCGGAGCGUUUAUCCUACAAUGCAAGCAGUUGGACUUCCACUACUGCGACUGGGCUGGUAGCUCUCGCGGCAUGGUUUCCUUCCUCAAGCACCACCUCCCCUCUUUCGCCAAAGCCAACCCCCAGAUCGAGAUCCGAGUAUCGCCCCGGCCACACAAGCACCCCGUCAUCAAGGGCCACUAUAUCAACGGCCGAGAGAAGGCGAUCUGUGUACGCAACCUCGAGCCCGAGCAGAUUUUCAACAAGGCGAAUCUGCUGAAGGCGGCCAGCGGCGAGAAGACGAAGCGCACCAAGAAGCCCAUUACGAGUCUUAACGAGAGUGUCAGAGGUAUCUGGGACCCUUUCCACGGUGGCCUCAAGUCGGUGUAA
Aspergillus aculeatus ATCC 16872 is the source of this 414-nucleotide messenger RNA. RefSeq names its product mitochondrial 54S ribosomal protein mL43. The record is from RefSeq and is a predicted model, not a curated record. Bases 1 to 414 code for a protein of 137 amino acids. Lineage: Eukaryota; Fungi; Ascomycota; Eurotiomycetes; Eurotiales; Aspergillaceae. Gene Ontology annotation, cellular component: mitochondrial large ribosomal subunit. Gene Ontology annotation, biological process: mitochondrial translation. Gene Ontology annotation, molecular function: structural constituent of ribosome. The transcript is spliced from 3 exons.